Molecule: messenger RNA, 828 nt
Organism: Prunus armeniaca (apricot)
Lineage: Eukaryota; Viridiplantae; Streptophyta; Magnoliopsida; Rosales; Rosaceae
Source: the annotation of a GenBank genome assembly
AUGGGGCCCAGUCACGCAUUUUCUACGGCGGAGAAACUCAGGAAAGCCGGCAACUCUUACUUCAAGAAAGAGCGCUUCAAUGCCGCCAUCGAGGCAUAUACUGAGGCGAUAACUCUGUGCCCUGAUAUUCCUGUUUAUUAUACGAAUCGCGCCCUUUGCCAUCUGAAGCGUAAUGAUUGGACGAGAGUGGAAGAAGAUUCUCGGAAAGCUAUUCAGCUUGAACACAACUCAGUUAAGGCUCACUAUAUGCUGGGGCUUGCAUUACUACAGAAGCAAGAGUAUGCUGAUGGAGUUAAGGAAUUGGAAAGGGCUUUGGAUCUUGGGAGGGGCGCCAAUCCGAAGGGUUAUAUGGUAGAGGAGAUCUGGCAGGAGCUUGCAAAAGCAAAGUACAUGGAGUGGGAGGAUUUAUCAAGCAAACGUUCAUGGGAAUUGCAAAACUUGAAAGAAGCUUGUGAGAAUGCUCUCAAAGAGAAACAUGACGCUUUUGAAAUGGAAGGGUUUUUGGAUGAAGCUGGUCCUACUCAUAUGAAACAGUUAGAGGCUUUAGGAAGAGUGUUUGAGAAAGCUGCAGAAGCUGACACACCAAGUGAGGUGCCAGAUUACCUCUGUUGUAAAAUCACUCUCGACAUAUUUCGUGAUCCUGUGAUUACUCCUAGUGGGGUUACAUAUGAGAGAUCAGUGAUCCUUAACCAUCUUGAGAAGGUGGGUAACUUCGAUCCAAUCACGCGUGAGCCACUUGAUCAAUCACAGUUAAUACCAAACUUAGCCAUAAAAGAAGCAGUCGAAGCAUAUUUGCAACAACAUGGUUGGGCUUACAGAACAGAGUGA